Lolium perenne is the source of this 982-nucleotide messenger RNA. The record is from RefSeq and is a predicted model, not a curated record. NCBI's taxonomy places the organism in Eukaryota, Viridiplantae, Streptophyta, Magnoliopsida, Poales, Poaceae.
GACUCGUGCUCCGGCGUGCGGGUGCGCAGCCUCCACAUCCAGAACGCGCAGCAGAUGCACCUGACGGUGUCGCGGUCGCGCGGCGUGCGGCUGGACAAGAUGGCCAUCACGGCGCCGGGGGACAGCCCGAACACGGACGGCAUCCACGUCGCGGAGUCCACCGCGGUGACCAUCACGAGCUGCCGCAUCGGCACCGGGGACGACUGCAUCUCCAUCUCCAACGCCAGCUUCGCGGUCAAGAUGCGGGGCAUCGUGUGCGACCCAGGUCACGGCAUCAGCAUCGGCAGCCUCGGCCAGGGCGGCUCCUACGCCGCCGUCGAGGGCGUCUCCCUCGACAACGCCCGCAUCGCCCGCGCCCAGAACGGCGUCCGGAUCAAGACGUGGCAGGGCGGCGCCGGCUACGUCCGGAACGUCCGGUUCUCCAACGUGCUCGUCGACGACGUCGACCACCCCAUCAUCAUCGACCAGUUCUACUGCGACCAGAAGACGCCGUGCGCGAACCAGAGCACGAACGUGCAGGUGAGCAACGUGGUGUACCGGAACAUCACCGGCACGUCGAGGCGGGCGGAGGCGAUCAAGUUCGCGUGCAGCGACGCCGUGCCCUGCAGCGACAUCGUGCUCAGCAACAUCAACUUGUUACGGGAGGACGGCUCCGAGGUGCAGACAGUGUGCAACUGCGCCAUGGGGUACGACUAUGAGCCCGUUCGCCCUGCCGCGGACUGCCUCAGAAACAGCGAGUGCGACGGCGGCGGGGACAAGAAGGUCGGCGGCGAGGAGCCAAAGGCCCUGCCGCUACACACCGAACUCUGAAAACCAUACGAUGGUGCCGAUGCAACGUUCCAAACAUGCCCUUUUGACCAAGUUUGUAAGUACUAUAAUUAACUAGGAUUUAUAUUUAUUUUUAUCGUCCCUUGUACCCGUUGAUAGAUUAAUCAGAAUAUGAUGUUUGAUUUUACAUGUGUCCGUGUGUGUGGUGACUGGC